This is a messenger RNA of Colias croceus (clouded yellow), 2042 nucleotides long. It is a transcript of the gene CPR55, whose product is annotated as mediator of RNA polymerase II transcription subunit 15-like. Gene Ontology annotation, cellular component: chitin-based extracellular matrix. Bases 120 to 1037 code for a protein of 305 amino acids. The transcript has 3 exons. The record is from RefSeq and is a predicted model, not a curated record. NCBI's taxonomy places the organism in Eukaryota, Metazoa, Arthropoda, Insecta, Lepidoptera, Pieridae. Gene Ontology annotation, molecular function: structural constituent of chitin-based larval cuticle.
ACGAAAACUACGACAUUAUAAAUACAAGUUGCGCCCAAGCGCGCCCGAGUGUGUGAACGGACGCCUUAGCCAACGCAAACGCGGGAAAUUUGACAUUUGCGUUCGGAAAAUUUGCCGCCAUGUUCCUUUUGAAGGCACUACUCUUCGCAGCAGCGUGUGCCUGCGCCGCUUCCCAACAAGGGCCGACCACGACCCCAGUCCCGAUACUCAAGCAGAUAAACAAACAAAACGACGACGGCUCCUACAGCUUCGGGUAUGAAGCAGCAGACGGUUCUUUUAAAAUCGAAACGAAAUACCCCAACGGGGAUGUAGCAGGGAAAUACGGUUAUGUGGACGAAAAUGGGAAGCUGAGAGAGGUGUCCUAUGGUGCUAGCAGUCAGAGAGGAUUUGAGCCUGAAGGAACCGGAAUCAUGGUACCACCACCGACGCUAAACGACCCAUCCUCCCACAACGCGCUCACCGACGGCCAAGAAGAUGACGGUCAAUACAGAGAGGACCCUAAAAUCUACGAAGACCCUAAAUACAACGGACGCGCGACAGGCAGACCCGCGUUCAGGCAGUUCCAGAAGGCCGUUCAACCAGAAUACCAAACGCAGCCACAGACGUUCCAACAACCUAAAACCUACCAACAACAGACCUACCAACCUGCUCAAACUUACCAACAACAGACCUACCAACCUGCUCAAACUUACCAACAACAGACCUACCAACCUGCUCAAACCUAUCAAUCACAGGCCUACCAACAGCCGCAGAGGUACCAAGAACCCCAAACCUACCAAUCACAAACUUACCAGCCUCAAUCGAGCUUCCAGUUCCAAUCUCCCCAGCCUUCCAACCGCUUCGCUCAGCAGAGCCAAGCGCCCCAGCAGUUCCCUCAAAGCCAGGUAUACCAUCAACAACCGCAGUUCUCCUACCAGGCAUAUACCCCACAACCAUACCAAAACUACCAGAGCCAAAACUUCAACCCCUUCUCUGGUCACCCCGCACAAAACUUCGACCCCAACACUGGCUCUUACUCUAUUAACUUCACUGGAUAAGUUCAAUGGCCUUACGCAUUAACGUAAAGAUGCGUUUUAAAAGCUUAGUAUGUAUCCAAAGUGUAAAGUUAUUGUGGUAGUAAUCUUUGGUUACAUUCGUUUUAUUAUUAUAUCUUCUACCAAUUAAUGUUGUCUAAAAUGACAUGAAACGAUACUCUCAUAGUUAUAAAUUGAAUGAAAUUUAUAACUAUGAGAGUAAUAGAGAUUGAAUUUAAAACUAUGAAAUGAACUGCAUUGAAUAAUAAAAACAAACAAAGAAAACUAUAAAACAUUAUUAGUAAGCGAUUUUCGUAAUAAAGCGAAUGCAGCCAAAGUAAUAUUAUAAUACGUGUAUAGUAUAAUUAGUACUAGUCAAUAAUAAGCUGCAAAAUUAUCGGUACAGUAAGUUUUAUUUAAAUUAUUAUUUGUUAUUCUGUGUUAUACUUGUAAUACCGUACAAAUAGAUAGGAAUGCAUAUUGUUUAGUAACUGAAAUAUUAGUGAAAUUAUAUGAAUUUUUAUACGUUUUAUAUGCAAAUUAUGACCAUAUUCUUUCAAUAUACUUACUUACAUUUACGUAUAUUCUUAUUUUAUGUAUGUUUAUUAUAUUAUUUAUUUAUUAUAUUUUUACAUAUUCUCAUCUAUAUCAAACAUUCUGCAAUACAUUUACAUAUUCUUAAUUAUAUCUAUUCUUUUAAGUAGUUUUAUGUAUGUAUAUACUUAUCGUAUAUGUAUGUGUAUUAUAUCUUAACAUAUACAAUUUAUAUUAUACGUAGUUGACACUAUUACCACCCGAAAUUGUAUGUAUUCAGAAUAGAUAUUGUACUUUUUACUUCCAGCCAAUAGCUAAAAAGAAUUCAUGUUUUUUACAUAUUUAAAUACAUCUGGAAAUAUCUAGACUUUCCAAUAGAUUAUGAAAUUUAAUACAAUACGUAAUAUAUCGUUAUAUAUGUAUAUAAACAUGCAGACUGCGUUGCCAUCAUACGUGUCAGGAUUUCCAAUGACAAUAAAGAAUUGCAUAAUAUUA